Sporothrix schenckii 1099-18 is the source of this 1293-nucleotide messenger RNA. Its product is annotated as TPR domain protein. Gene Ontology annotation, molecular function: protein binding. The record is from RefSeq and is a predicted model, not a curated record. The coding region runs from base 1 to 1293 and encodes 430 amino acids. The transcript has a single exon. Lineage: Eukaryota; Fungi; Ascomycota; Sordariomycetes; Ophiostomatales; Ophiostomataceae.
AUGGCCAAAACAAGGCCCGGCUCCUCCAAAAAGGGCCGUUCCAAGAAGUCUCACAAGAAAAACAACACACAGCCCGAUGGCGCAUCAUCGCGGCCCAGCAAAUCACCAAAGGCCCUCGUCCAGGAUGCCGAGGCCGCCAUGACACAAGGCGAUGUUCGUAUUGCACUGGCGGCAGCACAAAGGGCACAAAAGGCCCUGGAAGACGCCAGCAGCGGGAAUGGCAGCAACAACAUCGUCUUGGACGGUGUUGGCCUUGCGGCCGUACACGCCCUGGUCGGCGAGAUUCACCUGGAGAAUGGCGAUGUGGAGGAUGCGCGUGCGGCGUUGGAUCGAUCCGUGAGCCUGGACCCCGAGGGCACGCUCCCGGAGGCGUUGGGUGGCGGCGUGGACAAGUUUUUGUACAUGGCGCAGCUCAGCGAGGAGGGCGGCCGAGACAGCAUCCGGUGGUUUGAGCGGGGCGCCGGCGCUCUGCGGACCCUGGCGGGCCGGAUACAGAAGAAGACGGGUCGCAGCGACAGCGACGACAGGGAACCCAACGAGCUGCAAGACGAACUGGGCAACCUCAAUGCGAAACUGGCACAGAUUCUGUGCGCCAUGGCCGAGGUCUGGAUGACGGAUCUGUCGUUUGAGGACGACUGUGAGCAGCAGUGCGAGGCGCUGACGACGGAGGCCACGCUCGUCGACCCAACGUCGGCCGAAGUCUGGCAGACGCUCGCCAAUGUGCGCAUCAGCCAGAGCCGCGACGAGGAGGCACGGGUGGCGCUGCAGCGCAGCCUGGAGCUCUGGGAGAAUUUGCACCCGGCACACCCCCUGGUGCCCGCGUUUAGUGUGCGCGUCAGUCUGGCGCGUAUGCUCAUGACGGUCGGCUGGCUGACCAAGGCGAUCGAGGUGACGUCGAACCUGCUGCGCGAGGACGAGCAGUCGGUCGAAGUGUGGUACCUGGCGGGAUAUGCAAACUACCUGCUGGGCCAACAGCUCAAGGAGGCCGACGUAGCAGACACGACCGGGCAGCAGAAGAAGGACCUGUGGAAGGGAGCGUGGAUUGAGGCCCGCCGGUGCCUGGGCCGUUGCCUGCGGCGGUUCCAACAACAGCAGUACGAGGAUGAGCGUCUGGGCGAACACGCGGCCGAGCUGUUCCGGGAACUGGAGGCGGCCGUCGGACCCGCGACUCAGAAGGAGAAGGACGAAGAGGAUUACGCGGAAGAAGAUGAGGAUGAGGAAUGGGAGGACGACGAAGAGGAUGACGUUGAAGACGACGAGGACGAAGACGAAGACGAGGAAAUGGAGGACUAG